GGAAAAUAAUACAAGAUGGCGGAAUGCAAAAAUGGCAGUGACAACAAACAGCCGUCAAAUUCUGACGUAGAAAAUCCCAAAAUAUCCGAGCUGCUGGAUCGUGGCUGGAAGAUAUUAGAAGAGGUGGACAGCACUAACGAAGCACUCGGCUCGAACAGCAUCCAGGUAAAGGUGAAACGCGGCAUCGCGAUGUUAGAAGAAGCGUCCAGGAUGGUGGCGCAGCUCAGCCUGUUCAGCCCUAAUGAGGAGCUGGAGGAGGUAGCCACGGCGGACCUCAAGUACCUGAUGCUGCCUGCUCUCUUAGGAGCUCUGACCAUGAAGCAGACGAGCAGAGAAAAGCGACUGGAAAUCGUCCAGACAGCACGGGCUUAUUUCAUUGACUUCCUGAGGCGAUGUAAAGAGUAUAAUGCAUCACACUUCGAGCUGCCAACAUCCAGGGAGGAAGACACAAAUCAUUCAGACGACUCUUCAGAAAGUGGAACGUCUGUCAAAGUUAAGUCUGUACCCCAGUCUUCAGACCUGGUUGCCAUGGCAGCACAGAGACAAGCCAAGAUUGAGCGGUACCGUCAGAAGAAGGAGCUGGAAACCAGACUGUCAGAUGUACGGAGAGCCAUAGAUAGUGGACAGGCUGAUGAUGAAGUCAGCAGAGAUUUUUAUCUUCUCAAUGUCCGAAGAUGGAUCGCAGUGUGUUUGGAGGAAGUAGAGAGUAUUGACCAGGAGAUGGAGAUUCUGAAGAAGAUGGUUUUUCUGAAGGAUAGUGCACCCAAGCAGCCAGCUCAUCCAGCCAGGCCUCCUAUGAAACCAUUCAUCCUUACCAAGGACGCUGUACAGGCCAGUGUUUUUGGCACUGGUUACCCCAGCCUUCCAACCAUGACCGUAGAUGAAUGGUAUGACCAGCACAGGAAACACGGAGCCCUGCCUGACCAGGGGAUCCCCAGGAAGGUCACUGUGGACAAAGACACGGAUGCAGAGGAGAUGGAAGAAGAGGAAAAAGAGAAAAAUGCUGAGCAGGAUGAUGAGGAGUCUUUGAUGAAAGCCAGAAACUGGGAUGACUGGAAAGACGAUCAUCGCAGAGGUUAUGGAAAUCGCAAGAACAUGGGCUAAUUGAUCCCAGAACCAUCCUGUCUUCUUUUCUUCAGUUAGUCCAGAAGUGGACUCUGCACGAUUGUGAGGGGGAAAUGCUUCACAGUGUUACCUGAACAGCCUGUUGACUUCACUGGUUAUUUCAUUUGCAGGCAAACACAUUUUCAUAAUUAUUCUUUUUUGAGGAGUCGUAAUCUACAGUUGGCUGGACUGAAUAGAACAGUGUUGUGAUGCCUGUGUACUCCCCCUCACAUUGUCAUUCGACAAUAAAGACUUUUAAAACACA
Messenger RNA from Solea senegalensis (Senegalese sole), 1369 nucleotides. RefSeq names its product immunoglobulin (CD79A) binding protein 1 (gene igbp1). Gene Ontology annotation, molecular function: protein phosphatase 2A binding. Gene Ontology annotation, biological process: regulation of dephosphorylation; regulation of signal transduction. Gene Ontology annotation, cellular component: cytosol. Bases 16 to 1104 code for a protein of 362 amino acids. The transcript is spliced from 3 exons. The record is from RefSeq and is a predicted model, not a curated record. Lineage: Eukaryota; Metazoa; Chordata; Actinopteri; Pleuronectiformes; Soleidae.